CCACACCCUCUUCUCUGACUGUAGGCACAGACGUAGAGUGGUUCGAGAACGGAACGACGGCUAAAGGAAGUGGGGGACAUGAUAACAAUAAUGCAUCUAUCAUGACGCUUUUUGGACAUCGGUAAUAACAACGAGCUUGUCGGAGCUUGGCACCAAAGUAUCGUUACGCACGACGGACAAUACAUGAUUUGUUUCCGGUGUGCGAUUCUCUUAAAAAAAAAGACUAGACUCAGAAGCAGGAUCGUGCAGUUCUUCCUGUUGCCAACUCGGUGGAUAUAAAGUUCUUAUGGAAUAUACCGACUUGUACAAUUGAGACAUUUUAAAUCACCACAGGGCGAGACAGCAAAUAUGCAUACAGUUGGGCAAACGGAUGUGAGAUUUGUUGACAGAACGCAUAGAAGUUUCGUCCAGAUACCGUUGAUCGUGCUGUGGGUUUAGGGCGAGUUGGUCAGCUUUGAAAUUUGCGGUAAAGCACGGGGUUCGCCUGACUGAACGCUCCUUUCCUGCUAUUCUUCUCGUCUUUUCAGCGCUUCCUGCUUAUGACGGCCACGGCACUUAAUGGCUAAAAAUACAGACAGCUCUAAAUGGACAACUAAAUGAAGUUGAGCUCUUUUGUUGAGGUUAUUAUUGUCCAAUGUUCUGGAUAUUUUACAACCACCUGAUGCUAAUUUUAGUGACUGAUCCAUCCAGUUCUCUGCACAGUCUUGGUUUUGUUAUAAUGGAAUAAGUUCCCCUUUAUUUCAAAUUCCAAUCUCAGCACAUACUCAUUGGUUAAUAUGUGACUGUGUGGUAUAAUAAUAGAGUAAUUAAGUGAGCUAUGUGCUCAAACCACACAUUGAAACACCACAUAAGUUAAGUAUCAACUUGCUUUAUGGAGACAAUUCUGCCAUUUUACAAAUUGGAACACUUUGGCAGAACUGGUCACAUCCAUGGCCUUUGUUUGGUCGUUGCCAGCUCCAAUGGAAACAUAAGCAGUCCAUGUCGAGUCGUAUGAGAGGCGCUUUUUAUCCUGUUAUCUUUGAACACUGUUGUGUUCCUGUUGGCCAGGCCUUUGAACGCAUUUCACGGGUCCCUGAUGAACCAACUAGACACAGAGGAACGGGAGAGUGGUGCAAUAAAGUACUCUAUUGUGCUUUAUUUUGGAAAAUCUAACCCAGUGUCUGAGCAUUUGCUCAUUGCGGCUCCAUGGAGCCGCUGAAGACCAUUUUUACCCGCGGCCCACUGUCGAACUGGAAAGGUUUGGAUCAAUCGCAAAAAGGUAACUUCACCAAUACUGUGUGGACAGCUUUAUUCGACUAUGAGGCGUCCGGUAAAGACGAGCUCACCCUCCACAAAGGUGACCUGGUGGAAGUCCUGUCGCUGGACUCUGAGAUAUCCGGUGACGAGGGCUGGUGGGCGGGCAAGGUCAACAACAAAGUGGGCAUCUUCCCCUCAAACUACGUGUCCUUCAAGCCACCUUCAUAUGGGAAACUGCAGGGCACUGGGGUCGGGGAGCUUGGGCCAGCCGUGGUGGGGGAGUUCGAACCCGAGGCUGUGGAUUUCAGGGAGCUGAGCCUCGAGGAAGUCAUUGGGGUCGGCGGCUUCGGCAAGGUGUAUCGCGGUACGUGGAGAGGUGGGCUGGUGGCCGUGAAGGCGGCCCGCCAGGACCCGGACGAGGACAUCAGCGUGACGGCCCAGAACGUGCGUCAGGAGGCCCGGCUGUUUGCCAUGCUCACUCACCCCAACAUCAUCGCCCUCAAAGGGGUUUGCUUACGGGAACCCAACUUGUGCCUCAUCAUGGAGUACGCAUCCGGUGGCGCACUGAGCCGAGCAUUGGCCGGGCGGCGCAUCCCGCCCCACGUCCUGGUCAACUGGGCGGUGCAGAUCGCCAGGGGCAUGCUCUACCUGCACACGGAGGCCAUUGUUCCUGUCAUCCACCGUGACCUUAAGUCUAACAACAUACUCCUGGCCCAGCCUAUGGAGAAUGAUUGUAUGGAAGGGAUAACCCUGAAGAUCACAGACUUUGGCCUGGCGCGGGAGUGGCACAAUACCACCAAGAUGAGCACGGCGGGCACUUACGCCUGGAUGGCGCCGGAGGUCAUCAAGUCCUCCACCUUCUCCAAGGGCAGCGACGUCUGGAGCUAUGGUGUUCUUCUGUGGGAGUUGCUGACAGGAGAGGUUCCCUACAGGGGCAUAGAUGGUUUGGCUGUGGCCUACGGAGUGGCUGUUAACAAACUCACCCUCCCCAUCCCCUCCACCUGCCCAGAACCCUUUGCCAUGCUCAUGGCAGAGUGCUGGGAUCAGGACCCACACCACAGGCCCAACUUUGCCUCCAUCUUGGUUCAGCUGACGGCUUUGGAGAGGCAGGUGGUGGAGGAGAUGCCUCAGGACUCCUUUCAUUCCCUACAGGAGGACUGGAAACUGGAGAUCCAGGACAUGUUUGAUGAGCUCCGGGCCAAGGAGAAGGAGCUGCGUUGUCGCGAGGAGGAGCUGAAGCGCGCAGCGGUGGAGCAGAAGUCCCACGAGGAGUUCCUCAGGCAGAGGGAGCAGCAGCUGGCCCAGUGGGAGCAGGAUGUGUUCGAGAGGGAGCUCAGUCUCCUCAUCCUGCACAUGAACAACCAGGAGAAGCCCAACGUCAAGAAGAGGAAGGGAACCUUCAAGAAGCACAAGUUGAAGGGCAGCAAGAACGGAGAGAAGAUCAGCAUGCCCCAAGACUUCAUCCAUAAGAUCACAGUGCAGGCGUCUCCAGGGCUGGAGAAGAGACGCAACUCUCCCGAUCUGGGCUCCGGCACCUCUCCCUCCUUCGGCCCACGCUUCCGAGCAAUCCAACUGAGCCCCAGUGAGAACAACAGGGCAUUUGGUCUGAGCUCUAUGUGGCCCCUGGAGGGCCCUCCACACAACAAGCAGGCAAAUGGGGACCGGCUGGGCCCUCACUGGAGGCCCCAGAGCCCAAAGAGCCCCAAGAGCCCCAAAGUCCUUCGCUUAAGCCCCCAGGAGAGCAGUCUUUCAAUGAGAGCCAAACUCCUGGAUAUGGACAGCAAUGAGAACGGAGACUCCAAGGAUGACUUUGAGGAGUACAGACCCUCCACGCCACAGCCUGCCCAAAACGGCUCCUCAGUGAAGGAGCCCCCCAGGCCUUCUCUAUCUCAUGGGGACUCGGGCAGUGAGGAGGGGCUGGAGGGGAGUUCCCCGGCCGGUUCCCCAAGGCCCGAGCACCGCUCCCUGGGAGGCCUGCUGAGGAGCACCCACCGGGCCCUACUGGGAGGAGGCUCUCUCCUGGCCUCCGUGGUCCUGGGACGACACUUGGACGUGCCACACAUCCCCCCAGGGUGCCCCCCCGGACUAACCCCCACCACCACCCCCCACAAGAGGUCAACAUCACGGCCCCCAAAAUCCCCUCCUCGGAUCCCCCUGUGGUGGAUGACCUUAUAACCUUUUCCAGCUCGGAGCCCCUACCCCGGCCCCUCUUUGAUUUCCCCUGCGCCCUGCACGCCCCUGAGGUGAAGCCCCUGCCCCUCACGCCGCCUCCCCCUAACCCCCGGGAAAGGGCCUGCCACAGGCAUGCCCAAGCCCUCCAGACA
Messenger RNA from Oncorhynchus keta (chum salmon), 3560 nucleotides. RefSeq names its product mitogen-activated protein kinase kinase kinase 11-like. The coding region runs from base 1186 to 3411 and encodes 741 amino acids. Gene Ontology annotation, cellular component: centrosome. The transcript has 9 exons. Lineage: Eukaryota; Metazoa; Chordata; Actinopteri; Salmoniformes; Salmonidae. Gene Ontology annotation, molecular function: JUN kinase kinase kinase activity; ATP binding; protein binding. The record is from RefSeq and is a predicted model, not a curated record. Gene Ontology annotation, biological process: microtubule-based process; protein phosphorylation; positive regulation of apoptotic process.